Wyeomyia smithii (pitcher-plant mosquito) is the source of this 1183-nucleotide messenger RNA. RefSeq names its product holocytochrome c-type synthase (gene Cchl). Gene Ontology annotation, biological process: cytochrome c-heme linkage. Gene Ontology annotation, molecular function: holocytochrome-c synthase activity. The transcript has 3 exons. The record is from RefSeq and is a predicted model, not a curated record. Gene Ontology annotation, cellular component: mitochondrion. Bases 227 to 1060 code for a protein of 277 amino acids. Lineage: Eukaryota; Metazoa; Arthropoda; Insecta; Diptera; Culicidae.
AAGCACGAUUUGCAAACAAAUCUGCACAUCUGGAAUCCCUGCCAUCACAUAAGCUCUGUAUAUGUCAAAAGCAUGGCGGACAUAAAUAUCAGAAACGUUUGAGUCCAGGUAAAUUUCUCACUCUCCUUAAUUGAUAUUGUUUCUGAAUUGACGAAUUCCACGAAAAAAAAACAGCAUAAUUCUGUAGUCACCUGGAUCCUAGUAUCAGGAUCGAAACGAUACAGAGAUGGGAAAUACCAUAUCGGCCGCUGAGCUUAUGGCAUCCAAUAUAGUACAUGCCGAAGCUGGAGCUCUACCUAAGCGGCAUCCGCCUAUUGACCCAGAAGGAAGAAUGAAUACCGGCUACUCAAAUCCACCACCAGAAUGUCCAAUGCAUAACAAGCUGCCCGCUAAAAGUGAAAAACCUGUGCUGGUAUCCGAAUGUCCUGUCAUACAGGAUAAUUCUGAUAUCAAUCCGCUAAAUAUGAUGCCUCCGAUGAAUCAAAAUCCUGCUCCAGAUCAGCCAUUUCCUUUGCCCAAAGAUAGGCAAGUGUCGUCAAUUCCGAAAGUCACCGAGGACGGUCGGCAGGAGUUCUGGGUGUACCCCAGCCAACAGAUGUUUUGGAAUGCUAUGCUCCGCAAGGGUUGGCGUUGGCAAAAGGACGACAUUCAACCGAAGGAUAUGGACGAUAUCAUUAGAAUCCACAAUGCUAAUAACGAGCAAGCCUGGCAAGAGGUACUUAAAUGGGAAGCGCUGCAUGCUCGAGAAUGUGGCAAUCCUAAGUUGAAGAGUUUUGGUGGCAAAGCUACAGAGUAUAGUCCGCGGGCACGAAUCCGGAGCUGGAUGGGUUACGAGCUGCCGUUCGAUAGACACGAUUGGAUUGUGGACCGCUGCGGAAAAGAUGUCCGUUACAUUAUUGACUAUUACGAUGGCGGCGUUGUAGACGACAAAUACAAGUUUGCGCUGCUGGAUGUGAGACCCGCGAUGGAUUCGCCAGAGAACGUUUGGGACCGGAUGAAGGUGGCUUACAUGCGAUGGAAGUUUGAGCUUGAAGGUAAGGUGAAAGAACUGUCUAACUAGAGUACACCGGAACCGCAUGAGUUCAUAUUAUACCAAAUAGAAAAGAGCUACUACACUGACGAGUUGAAAUCCUAUCGAUAGCCGAAAGAUUAUGCCAAUAGACAAAAGUUCUGAACCGUUCAA